Molecule: messenger RNA, 1877 nt
Organism: Papaver somniferum (opium poppy)
Lineage: Eukaryota; Viridiplantae; Streptophyta; Magnoliopsida; Ranunculales; Papaveraceae
Product: F-box protein At3g07870-like
Exons: 2
Coding region: 571-1842 (423 amino acids)
Molecular function (GO): protein binding
Source: RefSeq, a predicted model, not a curated record
GCGUUUUUCUUUAAUAAAUCGAAAAGCAAAUUCUUAGGUGCUUGUCAGAUACCCUGGUGCAACCUUAAGUUUGUGAAUCGGUGUCCCUAAGAGUCAAAACAAUCUGAGAAUAAUGUUUCUGGAUAAUUGAAAUGGAGCUAAUUUCCGGCCAUCAAACUCCAUCUCCAAAACCACUGCCAUUAUAAUAUCUGGUAGCCCAUUCCUUUGCAAAACUCAGCCAUCAUUCCUAUGCACGGUCGUAUAUAGGAUAUACCUCAUUAUUGGAGGCAUGCGGUUGACAAAAGUAUUUGACAUACAAUCGGUGGAAUGCUGGAUACUUAAACCAUCUUUGUGGGUUAGGGUGAGUUCUCCCACUAUAAAUGACAAGAGAAAUAGAGAGUUGUGAACAAGAAUAGACAACAACAAAGUGCUCUACAUCAGGAGAAGAGAAUACAAAUUUCAUAGAGAACAAAGAUAUAUGAAGUCAAUACCAGUGCUCACUCACACCGUACCACUUCUCACACUCUACUCCAACAACCAGAAUUCCCAAAUUUUCUCAACUCUCUUCUCUGUGUAAAUCCCUCUUCCUUGAUGGGAUUGCGGAAUAUCAAGGAUCUCCCAGCAGACAUUCUACUAGACAUCAUAGCUCGUUUACCAACUGAAUCAGUAUUAGAGAGUAAAUUAGUAUGUCGACUGUGGAGAAAUCUUGUUUCUUCUCAUAAUCCAUCAUUCUCUCAAAUACAUUUAACUCAUCUUAGUCAUCCUGCUGCUGCUGACUCUGGUAAGUUGAGUUUUCUUGUUAAGGAUAAGAAUCAAAAACUUCACUAUUUUGAAUAUAGUGAUACUCAUGAUGAGAUACCUGUUCAUAGUGUUAGAGGGUUCAAUUUAGCACCUCCAUUUACAUCUACUUAUUAUAAGGUUAUCGGUUCUGUUAAUGGUUUAGUCUGUCUACAUGGAUAUGGAGAUCACACUACUUAUAUUUGUAACCCCUUGACUAAAGAAUAUGUUUUGCUUCCCAAUGUUAAGAAUAAUGAUCAUAAUAUUCAUUGUUCGACUGGGUUUGGUUAUCUUCCUUUAACUAAUGAAUACAAAGUUGUUGAAGUGUACGAGCUAUGGAGAGAACCUGGCUUUACAAAGGUUGCUGUCUACACUCUUGGCAGUGGCAACGGGUGGAGAUCUGUUGGGAAGUUUGAUAAUAUGUUUGGUGAAGCUUAUGUCGAACAUAGUGUCUUUGUGAACGAGGCGCUGUAUUGGGUGGAUUAUGUAGGAGGAUUGGUUUUUUUUUUUGAUUUGGCUGAGGAAAAGUUUCGCAAUUUUUCAACCCCUCCUUUGCCACUUGAAAAGGCCAGGUAUGAUUUCUCUAUAGGGGUUAUUGGGGCGGCUUUAUAUUAUGCUAUCAGAUAUUACUGUCAAAUCACGGGAUGCAUAUGGAGUGACAUAUGGUUACAAGAAAAGAAGAACGAUGAGCCAUUGGGUUGGAGUGAAGAGUUUCGUCUUCUCGGAAGAGAACCAUUAGCCUUCACUAAGAGUGGUGGUGUUUUAUAUUUUGAUGGUAGCUCUCUUGGUAUUUACGAUGCAAUAGCUUCAACCUCAAAAAAGCUUGUGGAUUCUACUGCAUUUAUACAAAUAUCGCCUCACAAGAACACCUUAGUGUCGUUGAGAGAAUUGGGAGAAGAAGAUAUAAAAUUAAUGGAUUCAGUUGAAAAUGAAAAGUUAGCAAGCCGUGAUCAGCUAGCAAGAUGGUCCUGGAUACACUUUUUAGUUUGUAAUUUAUUUUCAUGUUUUGAUUUUCUUCCCACUCUUUUCUCUUUCUCUUCUCUCUUUGUUUUUUUUGCUUAUGUGUUUCUAAUUUAUGUAUUGUAAAUGGUUGCACAUAAAUAAAUUUUUUUUUUUUUUGC